Molecule: messenger RNA, 1482 nt
Organism: Acaulospora morrowiae
Lineage: Eukaryota; Fungi; Glomeromycota; Glomeromycetes; Diversisporales; Acaulosporaceae
Source: the annotation of a GenBank genome assembly
AUGGACAUCGAUGAGUUUGACAACUUAUCCGAAAUAUUUGAUUUCGAAGAGGACAUGAUGAGUGAUGGAACAUUUACUGAUAUGAUUAAAGAUAACGACGCGGAAAAACGUGAACUCGAUAGAGAUAGAUUGAAUUCGUUAACCUUUUCAAGUGACCUCGAAUUCUUGACCGAUGUAACUUCGGAUUUUAGUGAUAGCAAUAGUAAAUUGCCGGACGGAAGGUGUCUUUUAGAAAAAACUCAAAAUUCAAUUGCACUUGAUGGUGACAAUGAGAAGGAAAGUCGCAACCGAUUUUUUUCAGAGAAAAAGAAACCCGAAGUUUCGAGAAAAAUGCUGACCCCUAUCGUAUUUGAAGACGAUGAAGAUGAACAAGGAAAUCACGGGAGGAGCCUUUCAGAAGAAAGUGACAUACCUCUUGGGUUUGUGAAUCUCGAAAAAGUGAACUCAGACGGCAGCAUAUUCUCUCACAUAACCACCAAAGCCUUUAAUCCUCCCAAUAGGAGCGUAUUUUCGCGGGUAAAUUUUAAGAACGAAAACAAUACCAACUGCAACGUGUUUUCACGCGUUUAUCUCAAGGACAAACGGAUUGCUGCUCACUGUGGUGUGAUGUCUCGUGUAAGUUACAAGGCCAAUUUAUCUGAACCAUUGAACGGAAACGCUGGCGUAGGGCAUGCAUCUCUAUCAUGUUCCGAAUUCCCAACAGAGAUCGUCAAUAAAAAGUUCACGAUCAAACCAUUAAUGUCAUCACAAAGCGUCUCCAAGAAAAGUCCCGAAGAAAAGAAAACGGCUAUCUUGCAUCUCCAAGAACUGAAAAUUGGGAGCUUCACCAAUAAUUUUCCAUGUGCAAUUGAAUUGAAUCCUAAUGAGCAUACAGUGAACUUUAUAAAUCUGCAAGCUAACGGAAUCCAAACUGAAGGGCCUCAUCGUCUUAAUAUUCACAUCAAAGGAGUCGAGAAUUACGUAAGAGACGGAUAUGAGAUUGAGAUAGGAUUGAAGAAGAAAAUCCGAAAAUGGAUCAUACCUGUACGAAACGUAAUAAACAUCGAUGAAGUUACACUUUCGAUUGAUCCAACUGACGGCAUCAUUAACAAAGCGGAGUCGAUCAACAUGGUUGUUUCGGAUCGAGAGGGUCCCGAUAAUCUUAAAUAUUGGGAUAAUAUGUUUAGGGAAAUACAGAAUUUGUCUGUUGAACCUAUCACGAUAACGGAUUUGCCCAUUAUGAAGGUUCCAAUCCGCAUAAAUUAUGAGAAGAAACGAAUUCCUUGUCAGUUUCUAUCAAAUAUUUCAUUAAAAGAUUUCCUUCAGCUAAUGCGACAAAAGUGCAAUGAUCAGACUAUUUGUCAACCAUUCUCGUGUGCCAUGAACGGAAUUAACGGAAUUUUGGGGGUUUAUGAUGAGAGAGAUUGGGAAGCAUGUAAGAUGAUGAUGACGGAGAAUUGGGAUGAAUUCAAUGUGAAAGAUAAAUAUGAGAUAACACUUGAA